Molecule: messenger RNA, 2095 nt
Organism: Gorilla gorilla gorilla (western lowland gorilla)
Lineage: Eukaryota; Metazoa; Chordata; Mammalia; Primates; Hominidae
Gene: SYTL1
Product: synaptotagmin like 1
Exons: 14
Coding region: 156-1997 (613 amino acids)
Biological process (GO): intracellular protein transport; exocytosis
Cellular component (GO): exocytic vesicle; plasma membrane
Molecular function (GO): small GTPase binding; neurexin family protein binding
Source: RefSeq, a predicted model, not a curated record
GGCUGCCUGUUGAGUCAGCCUUCUUCCCUCACGGCUCUUCUCCCAGUCCCUGAAACUCGGCUGCCAGGGGAGCUGGAGCCACCUGCGAAGGUGUCCUCCCAUACUGGACCCCUACAGGAAGCUCCGUGUGCCCAGCUGGGGCACAGCCCCAGCUGAUGCCCCAGGGGGGCCACCCAUCGCAAGAGGGGCUUUGGGCUCUGCCCUCCCUCCCCAUGGCGCAUGGGCCAAAGCCUGAGACUGAAGGACUGUUGGACCUCAGCUUCCUGACAGAGGAGGAGCAGGAGGCCAUUGCUGGCGUCCUCCAACGAGAUGCCCACCUGCGCCAGCUGGAGGAGGGGCGGGUCAGCAAGCUCCGGGCCUCACUGGCAGACCCUGGGCAGCUGAAGAUCCUGACAGGGGACUGGUUCCAGGAAGCACGCUCCCAGCGGCACCACAAUGCCCACUUCGGCUCUGACCUUGUCCGAGCGUCUAUGCGCAGGAAGAAGAGCACCAGGGGAGACCAGGCUCCAGGCCACGACAGGGAGGCUGAGGCUGCUGUGAAAGAGAAGGAAGAGGGGCCAGAGCCCAGGCUCACCAUUGAUGAGGCCCCUCAGGAGAGGCUCAGGGAGACUGAGGGACCUGAUUUCCCAUCGCCUUCUGUCCCCCUAAAGGCUUCAGAUCCUGAGGAGGCGUCCCAGGCCCAGGAAGAUCCUGGCCAAGGAGACCAACAGGUCUGUGCCCAGGAGGCUGACCCGGAGCUGGAGCCCGCGUCGGGAGGAGAGCAGGAGCCGCGGCCCCAGCAAGCCCAGGUAGGCGGGAGUGGCCCGUGGCUGCUCUCAACAUCCGGAGCGGACUCCGGGCGGGGAGCGCUCCUGCCCAGGGCUGCGAGCCGCCCGCGACCCAGGGCGCUCGGGGCAGGGGCGGGGAAAGAAGGGGCGCCCCGUCACUUGCCCCCUCUGCAGACCAAGGCCGCGUCCCAGAUCCUGGAGAAUGGGGAGGAGGCCCCGGGGCCCGACCCCUCUCUCGACCGCAUGCUCAGCAGCAGCUCCUCGGUGUCCAGCCUUAACUCCUCCACGCUGAGCGGCAGCCAGAUGAGCCUGUCAGGCGACGCGGAGGCGGUGCAGGUCCGCGGCUCCGUGCACUUCGCGCUGCACUACGAGCCGGGCGCCGCCGAGCUGCGCGUGCACGUGAUCCAGUGCCAGGGCCUGGCCGCCGCCCGGCGCCGCCGCUCGGACCCCUACGUCAAAAGCUACCUCCUCCCGGAUAAGCAGAGCAAGCGCAAGACGGCGGUGAAGAAACGGAAUCUGAAUCCGGUUUUCAACGAGACUCUCCGGUACUCCGUCCCGCAGGCCGAGCUUCAGGGCCGCGUGCUGAGCCUGUCUGUGUGGCACCGCGAAAGCCUGGGUCGCAACAUCUUUCUGGGCGAAGUUGAAGUGCCCCUGGACACGUGGGACUGGGGCUCUGAGCCCACCUGGCUCCCCCUGCAGCCCCGGGUCCCACCCUCUCCCGACGACCUUCCGAGCCGCGGGUUACUCGCCCUGUCCCUCAAGUACGUCCCCGCCGGCUCCGAGGGCGCAGGACUGCCCCCGAGCGGGGAGCUGCACUUCUGGGUGAAGGAGGCUCGGGACCUCCUGCCGCUGCGGGCAGGAUCCCUGGACACUUACGUACAAUGCUUCGUGCUGCCUGAUGACAGCCGGGCCAGCCGCCAGCGUACAAGGGUUGUGCGACGCAGCCUCAGCCCUGUGUUCAAUCACACCAUGGUGUACGAUGGCUUUGGGCCUGCUGACCUGCGCCAGGCUUGUGCCGAGCUCUCCCUCUGGGACCAUGGGGCCCUGGCCAACCGCCAGCUGGGGGGCACACGCCUCAGCCUGGGCACCGGCAGCAGCUAUGGGCUGCAGGUGCCCUGGAUGGAUUCCACACCUGAGGAGAAGCAGCUAUGGCAAGCCCUCCUGGAGCAGCCGUGCGAGUGGGUGGAUGGCCUUCUACCCCUCAGAACCAACCUGGCCCCCAGGACGUAGCCCCACCAAGCCUCUCUCUCUGGACCCCCAUCUCAGGGCCUGCCCUUGGCUAAAGUCAAUAAAGUCUAUUCUAAGAGCAAUAAAAGGCUGGUGUCUGC